AUGUUGUUCCCUACCCUCAUGCUGGCAUUCGCUAGCCUGUCUCAUGCCCAAAGUGCCUCCGAGUCACUCACAUCUGUUGUAGCAUCACUGGAAUCACACACACCAAGCUCAUCAACACCAACACCAACCAUAUCAUCAUCUACAAAACGCCAGACUACCGGUAUCCUACUGCCUUUCUACGCACCAUACCCCAUCUCCGAAGCCACAGAUCCCAGAACAAGCGCCUCAGCCCUAACCAGCUCCUCCUCCUUCGACACCGCGAAAUACUGGCAACACACCUAUCGCGACUACUAUGCCUCCAUCAUCACCGUAAUCUCCACCUCGACGAUCGUCUACGCCAUCGACUGCGCGCCAAACUCCGCCCACCCCUCCUACACAAAAAACGAUUUCCAGUCCUUUUCAGUGUGUGGAGCGAGCGUUGUGGGCAGGGGCCCCAUGACUGUCACACAGGGCCCUGAACAGUGGCACUAUGCAGUUUCGCAGACAGAGCCUAGUUUGAAUCUGACGCAGACUCGGUUUAGCCGGCCGACUACGCGCACACAGUUGGAUAUCACAUGUGAGGCGUUGACGGCGAGUUUGAAGUCGUGCUGGAAUGCCGAGCCUUUGACGUCGAGCAGUGCAGUUGUGAGUGGGAGUUUGAGUUGGUCGCAGUCACUCUCCAGUUCGAUCUCGAUGGAUGAUGGGUCGGAGGAGCAGAGUAGGGGAGAGAUUAGCAGUUUGUUGCAGAACUUUUCGACCAUGACGGAAGUUCUUGUUACGAUGACUGGGGGUGUGGAGAAGAUUCCCGGAGAGAUGUUUUCAAGUCUGUCGAGCGUUGCUGAGACUAUAACGACUGCGCCUGUCAGUUCGAGUUCGAGUUCGAGUGUUAGUGCUAGUCCGAGUGCAAGUGUAAGCGCUGGUGUCUCCCAGAGUUCGAGCACAGCAGCAGCACCAAGAAUCACUGGAGCUGUUGGCAUGGAGGUCAUGUUUGGUGCUGCAGGUGUAUUGGGAGCAGCUGUGUUUGGGUUUUAG
Molecule: messenger RNA, 1011 nt
Organism: Plenodomus lingam JN3
Lineage: Eukaryota; Fungi; Ascomycota; Dothideomycetes; Pleosporales; Leptosphaeriaceae
Source: RefSeq, a predicted model, not a curated record